AUGAAGGCAUCAAACUCUUCACAAAUGCCUUCAGGUUUGCUGCCUGCCCAGCAGCAGCAAGAGCGUCCACUGCUGUGCUCCCCACAGCACCAACAGCUGGUACAGGCCUCCAGACAACAUCAGGUGUUACAGCCAAGUCGCCAGCAGCACCCUCAGCAGCAGAACUCACCUCAUCAGAAUCAACAACAGCAACAGUCUAAGUGCAAUAGUCACCCCCCGACAGGAUAUUCUCAUCAGCAGCCAAGGUUCCUGGUCCGGGAUAUUGGCGACAGAAAUUAUGAGUUUUUAUCUCAUGUGGGAUCAGGUGCCUAUGGGCAAGUGUUCAAGGCCAGAGAUAAGAGCAAGAAUGGUGCGUUCGUAGCUAUCAAGCAGAUCGUGGUUCGUAGGCAGGGCCGACAUUUUGAAGCUGGUAUGCCCAUGGCAGCUAUCAGAGAAAUAGCCUUACUGAAACAGCUGGAGAAUACGGAGCAUCCUAACAUUGUCAAACUUUUGGAUGUGCACCACCAGGUGAUUUCAGAUAGGGAUAUCUCUCUGUCUCUGGUCUUUGAAUUCAUUGAUCAGGAUUUAAACACAUACCUUGAACGAUGUCCACCUCCAGGUUUAGGCCCUGACCGAAUCCGGGACUUGAUGGUGCAGAUGGUCAAUGGGGUCGACUUUCUUCACAGUAACCGAAUCAUCCAUCGAGACCUGAAGCCUCAGAACAUCUUGGUUACACAUGAUGGCAUCCUCAAACUGGCUGAUUUCGGCCUGGCCAGGGUGUACGCCACCGACAUGAAGCUGACAAGUGUGGUGGUCACCUUGUGGUACAGAGCUCCUGAAGUUCUUCUGACCGGUCAGUACUCCACAGCAGUGGACAUGUGGAGCUGUGGAUGCAUCUUUGCUGAACUCCACCUCAGGCGGCCACUUUUCAAAGGCAGCUCAGAAGGGGACCAGCUAAAGAAAAUCUUUGAUGUUAUCGGUCUUCCAGAAUCUUCAUUAUGGCCAGAAUCAGCUGCUCUUAUGUGGGCAUCAUUCCGGCCAUCACUGCCACCUCCCAUUGAUCAUUUCGUUCCUGAGAUUGAAAAUCAAGCCAAAGAUUUGUUAGAGAAAUUACUCAUAUUCCGCCCAGAACAGAGAAUCAAUGCAAGAACUGCCUUAAAUCAUACAUACUUCCGAGAUGAUCUAGACAGCAUGCGAACCUCAAGUUCUCUGUCCACAUCAGAAACAGAUUCCAUCUCAGGUAGUCGGUCAGAUACACCUGUCAGCAAGUGA
This is a messenger RNA of Candidula unifasciata, 1251 nucleotides long. NCBI's taxonomy places the organism in Eukaryota, Metazoa, Mollusca, Gastropoda, Stylommatophora, Geomitridae. The record is from the annotation of a GenBank genome assembly.